This is a messenger RNA of Sinocyclocheilus grahami, 3905 nucleotides long. Its product is annotated as protein phosphatase 1 regulatory subunit 29-like. The transcript has 3 exons. Gene Ontology annotation, molecular function: protein binding. Lineage: Eukaryota; Metazoa; Chordata; Actinopteri; Cypriniformes; Cyprinidae. Bases 601 to 3393 code for a protein of 930 amino acids. Gene Ontology annotation, cellular component: plasma membrane. The record is from RefSeq and is a predicted model, not a curated record.
GCAAGGGAUAAUAGACUGCCUUUCCGCAGCAAUACGUGGUCAACUGAACAGUCCGCAACAGAGUGGACUUUCACAGAAGAUUUGGGUGUUUUGAACGCAGGGUCUUCUCUGGUUGGUUGUGAAGAUCUAAAUACACAAAGCUGUUACUGUGGCAUAAUUGACCUUUGGAUCUGAAAAGUGGCAGCAGAGUCUUACUGAAACAAGAAGCCUCCGGAACCAUCCAAAAUAUCCUAUAUACAGAGGGGAGUUCAAAUUACACCUUGAAUGCUGAUUUAUUAGAGUGAAAAGAUCCAAAGACUGACAGACUGAAAACAUUGCUCAGCAGUUCAAAAAGGGAGCAGUCAAGAAGUCAAAGACCAUGAGUUACAGCUGUGGCAAGCGACGCUAUAAACCUAAAACACGGACCAUGUAAAAUGGGGACUAUGUUUGGCAUUAUGGUCCCUGAACAGCUGUGACUGCCCUCAAAAAACAUUUUUCCCCGAACCUGUGUCUUUGUAAUCCUAUUGGCCAUACAUCUCCUGUGAUAAUUUAUUCUUAUUUUGAACCCUAACCUCUUUCGUUUCCCACCUUGAUCAAAACAAAUCCAGUUUUUACUCCAAAAUGGCCUGCAGUUUCAGCUUAACUUGUGCUUUUCCACCCUCCUUUCUUAUCCUCUCUCUUCCUAUUUUUCUCCUUCUCCAUGUACCUUCUUUUGUGAGGGGUGACUGCUGGCUAAUUGAGGGGGAUAAAGGCUAUGUGUGGCUGGCAAUCUGCAGUCAGAACCAGCCUCCAUAUGAGACAAUCCCACUGCACAUUAACAACACCGUCCAUGAUUUACGGCUGAAUGAGAACAAGCUCAAAGCAAUUUUCUUCAGCUCCCUCAGCAGAUUCACCAACCUUACCGACCUCAACCUCACCAAGAAUGAACUCUCCUACAUUGAGGACGGUGCCUUUGCGGGACAGGCCAAUCUACAGGUCUUGCAGUUGGGAUAUAACAAGCUAACCAACCUCACCGAAGGGAUGCUGCGAGGGUUGGGUCGAAUGCAGUGCCUGUAUCUGCAGCAUAACCUUAUAGAGGUAAUUGCAACCAAUGCCUUCUGGGAGUGCCCAAGCCUUAGCAGUCUCGAUCUUUCCUCUAACAAAUUAGCAAAGCUGGAUUCAUCCACCUUCACCAUUUUGGGUGGGCGGCUAAUAGUGUGUGAACUGGCUGGAAAUCCUUUCCAUUGUGGCUGUGACUUGUAUGGCUUCCUUAUCUGGCUAGAGGCAUUUGACAAUGUCACUCACACCUAUGACAGGCUCCAGUGUGAGACCCCAAAAGAACUUUUUGGUUACCCUCUCCUGAGUCCUAGAGGUAAUCAUGGAAGAAAUGCUCGUUCUAUCCUGUCAUCCAUGUGUAAAAAUGGAGUUAUUGUUAGUGGCAUAACUGCCCUGCCUCCUGACUUAGACUAUUCUGGGAUGGGGAUAGAUAUUUAUGAUCAUAUGGGACCUUCUUACCAGCCCACAGCUUCCUCAACCACAGACCCCACAUACAGCCCCACCAUUAAGUUGCAAAUGGUCUCCCUCUCUUCCGCAUCCCUCUUGGUUCAAAUACCCAAGCCCUACAGUAAGAUGUAUAUUUUAGUGCAGUACAACCACACCUAUGUGUCAGACAUCAUGAACUUAAAAAACAAGAAUGAGAUUGUCAAACUAAACAAUCUAAAUCCCCACACAAAUUAUACCUUUUGUGUUGCCUCCAUUCGCAAUUCCCAGCGGUACAAUCACACUUGUCUGUAUUUUGCAACUCGGGCUCCAGGUCCUGAUGACUUGCGAGCAACCCCUUCUACCACCACCCAUUAUAUUAUGACCAUUCUAGGCUGCCUGUUUGGGAUGGUCAUUGUGUUGGGCUUGGUGUACUACUGCUUACGUAGGCGUCGAAUGCAAGAGGAAAAGGAAAAGUCUAUUAGUGUUAAGAAAACUAUCUUAGAGAUGCGCUAUGGGCCAGAAGCAGCUGCUGCAGCAGCCAAGGAUCCUUCAGCCUUGCAGAAACUCCAUGACCAGUCCCAUCAUCAACACCACCACGGCAAGUUGUCCCAGUCAGCAUCCUCCAGCUUGGGCAUCCUUCAUAGUUCAGCUAACACCACCUCUUCUCGACUUUCUUCCCUUCCACAAGUGGAGAAGAUGGCUACAUCUUUCUCAGAGGCCAUGGCCAAUAAGGGCAACUACAUGGAUGUAAGAACAUCAGCAGGAGGAGAGGAGCGAGUAAGAGAUGGAGUUGUAACAGGGUCAGGGAAUGAAAUCACAAGGGAUGAAAAUGGAAUUAAUGGAGGAGAUGACUCUGAUGAUGAUGGCCGAGAUUCAACAUCGGAGAUCUCUACCAUUGCCAAGGAGGUGGACAAGGUAAAUCAGAUUAUCAAUAACUGCAUUGAUGCACUCAAACUAGACUCUGUAGCUGUUGUGGCAGCAGCUGCGGCCACUGCAACUACAGCGGAUAACACUGCCUCUCCACCACCUCCUAGUGUCCCUUCAUUAGCCAGGGGACUAAUUCCACUUUCCCCUACCAUCACAGAGUCAUGCCAUAUCAUGUCGUCCCCUAAAAUCCGUCCUCCACCCCCUGUUCCUCUUGUUUUGCCCCUUUCUGAGCGGCCCGGCAUCAGCGGAGGUGGGUUUCUCUCCCCUCCCUACAGGGACCCACCCCCAGCUACAGCAUCACGGCCAUUGCAGAGGCAACUCAGUGCAGAUGCUGCAGUUGUUUCUAUCAACUCUGUUAAAAAUCGCUGCAGCGUUUCUUCCGGUGGCUCUGUCAAAAAUGCUCGGGUCUUCAGUCUGGAAGUCCCAGACCCUCGAAGCACAGAGCCAUGCAAAUACCCUGAGAAAGGCAGCCCUGUUCGGUGCGGGGAGCCACUGGAGAGGUUGCCCUUAAUAGGGGUUCAUGGAGUCAGUAAUGGCAGAGGAGAUGGUGGCAGUGGGGGUGGAGGGGGAGCCGGUGGUGGCAGUGGUGGUUCAGGUGGGUGUGGUGUUGUGGUCGGAGGUGGGGGCAGCACAGCUCAGCAGCACCACUUGGAGGUGCACCCAGACUACCACUGCUCAGAGCACCGACACUCCUUCCCCGCCCUCUACUAUGAGGGUGCCACUGACUCCCCUGCCCAGAAAGUCUCCUUUCUAAAGCCUCUCACUCGCACCAAGAAGGACACUGCCUAUUCACAGCUUUCUCCCCGUCACCACAAUUACUCAGGGUAUUCCUCUAGCCCUGAGUACUCCUCUGAGAGCACUCUUAAAAUCUGGGAGCGCUUUCGACCAUACAAGAAAAGCCCCCGUGAAGAGGCCUACAUAGCCGCUGGUCAUGCUCUUCGAAAGAAAGUGCAGUUUGCAAAGGAUGAGGAUCUCCAUGACAUUCUGGACUACUGGAAGGGGGUGUCAGCACAGCAGAAACUGUGAUGCUUGUAAGAGACAUGACAGCAGGAGGAGAGGUUGUGGAGAAAAGGACAGAUGACUCUUGAGACAGCUCGGCAGACUCCAUCAGCAGGUGCUUUGGUUCCUAUAGGCCACCACAGAGACAAGUCUUCUAAAAGAGACAGAAUUAAGCAGGUGUUCCAAGCUCAUUAAGGCAUAGAUAAGCAACCAACCAGAAAUGCAGAGGAAGUGGCACAUAAAAAGGCAUCCAGUUUCAGUUUAGAAUACCUCCAUUUUACCUUGUGUACCACCUAUGUCUUAAAUUAGGAAUUAGUGGUUUUAUUUUAUAAAUGCCUGAAUAUAAUCUCAAGAGAUGAUGGUAACUGAUGCUUGUCAAGAUGAUUGUUUUACAAUGUUAAUUAAGAAGGAAAAAAGAAAUGUUGGCUGAAGCCACAGGUCAAAACAUGGAUACCCUUUUCCCUCUCAUUCCCUAAUGUUUGCUCAAGCAAAGCAUAUUCAUUGAUUUGGGACACCUACACAAAUUUUACACAGCAUGU